AAUGGUAAGAUGUUUUUGUUAUUUUAUUAUUUUUCUUUAAUUAUAUUUUUAUAGCAUGAUUUUUAAGGGGUUAGGGGUAGUCAGAAUUUUCAAAAAAUCGAUUUUUUUUUUUUUGCAUUUUCUUAAAGUAUAAUAUUUUAAAAAUAUUGUGUGAAAAUUUGAAGUGAAUCCGACAAAUUCUUUUCGAGUUAUUUAACAAUGACCAAAGGACGCUCGGGUGCUACGUGGCAUUCGAGAGCAGGUAGCUAGAAACAGCUGCAAGCAACCGACUUUUCGGGUUUCAUUGUCAUGAAUAUCUCCCCAUUUUAAUGUAUUUAUAAUUAUAUAUAUAUAUAUAUAUAUAUAUAUAUAUAUAUAUAUAUAUCCUUCUACAUAUAUUCACAAUUUGUAGGUAGUACAAGAACUGAAAAAUAAUUUUUGGUUGCCAGUAUACCUGUAGUCGUUGCACUGAUCAGUCGAUAGUUUUGUGAUAAAUUAUUUCUCAAGUGAAUUAAAUUAUUAACCAUGGGACGUGAUUCUAGAAAGGUUUCAAGAGAACUUCGGAGUUCUGAAAAAAUUAAUAAGUCGCGUUCAGUCAAAAGAAAGAAUGUUUUUAAUCCGAAAACAGCCGAACGUGAUGAAAGUAUUCAGAGUACAUCUUCUAAAAAAUUAAAACAAAACACUGAAGAUGAUGUACCUGAAGACAGCAGUACUGAAUUUCGAAUAAUAAAUUUUAUUCAGGUAUUCACUGCAAUUGAAUGGAUGGGGAGUCGAUUACGUACGCUGAAGAGUAAACAAAAAGGUCUUGGUGGUCGAGGUAAGCUCACAGGAAAAUUAAUAGACAAACUAACUGUGUACUAUGGUUUAGCAAUACGCCGGCAUUGUGAUUCUAUUGAAAAUAUGAAAUCUGCUAUAAUGGCAACCUUUUAUCACUACGGCUCGAGUGAUGAAAAACCGAAUCAUGAUAUGUGUCCAAAAGGCGAAGAAUCUUGGUGCUCUUACCAGCGCGCUGAAGCAAGAGGAGAGCUUGAUACCUUUUCUCACGAUUAUUCUCCUUUACCUUGUGAUGUUUUAAAAGCUAUCAAGCCUAUAUACGAAGAUCUUAGUAAUGAAAAUUUACUUUCAAGAUGUGUAGGUGGAUUCAAUCAGAAUAAUAAUGAAAGCUUUAACCAACUAGUAUGGAAAAUAUGCCCAAAAACGGUAAAUACUAGUUUUACUAUCGUACAAAUAGCUGCAUACGUUGCUAUGUGUAUAUUUAAUGAGGGUAUAAAUUCAUUAUUAGUCUUGAUGAAUACACUAGGACUUAAUUGUGGGCCUAAUUCUCAUCGGUAUGCAGAAAGAAUGGAUGCUGCACGUAUCAAAGUAGCAGAUAAGCGCGCUAAUGAUAACACCCGAGAAGGUCGAUUGCAACGUAGGCACCAGCAAAUCGAUAUUUUGGAAGCUGCUAUGUCGGCUGAAGAGCUAUUAUAUGGUCCAGGAAUAGAUGACUCAGUAUGAAUCUCCAAGGACUUAUGAUGAUCACCGCAAAGGACUUCGGGAGGAACGGGCUCUACAAAAACAGCGAUAACUUUUUGAAUUAUUAAUUUUUUUUUUUGAAAUUUUCGUGAAGUCAAAUCGAAACGUGUUCUAAUAAAGCUAUGUUUUUAUUUUUGUCAAAUAAAGUAAUUAACUACAAAAAAAAAAUUAUUGAAAAUCAU
Molecule: messenger RNA, 1676 nt
Organism: Microplitis mediator
Lineage: Eukaryota; Metazoa; Arthropoda; Insecta; Hymenoptera; Braconidae
Exons: 2
Coding region: 505-1476 (323 amino acids)
Source: RefSeq, a predicted model, not a curated record